This is a messenger RNA of Dreissena polymorpha, 2204 nucleotides long. Its product is annotated as E3 ubiquitin-protein ligase Midline-1-like. The record is from RefSeq and is a predicted model, not a curated record. Gene Ontology annotation, molecular function: zinc ion binding. The transcript is spliced from 3 exons. NCBI's taxonomy places the organism in Eukaryota, Metazoa, Mollusca, Bivalvia, Myida, Dreissenidae. Bases 49 to 1731 code for a protein of 560 amino acids.
CAGUACACGUUUUGGAUAUACGGAAAUUGAAAGUAAGUUUAUGCAAAAAUGGCGGCCGCGUUGGAAAUAUCGCAGCACAAAGGUUCAGACGUUUUUUUCGACGUGUGCUGUUCAAUCUGCGAAGAUGAUGGCAUAAAUAAAGAAGGACGGUUUAGUUGUCAGAAAUGUUCAAAAUAUUUUUGUGACAGUUGUGUAUUAACUCACAAUAAGUUUCUUAAGGAUCAUUUAGUAACUGCACAAGGGGGCGGUGACGAUUGGCCUGUAGUUAAACCAGUGGAUGAUUCGCGUGAGUUAUGUGAGGAGCACACGACUGAGAAACUGACAAUGUUCUGUGAAGAUGAUGAAAAGCUGCUCUGCCACGUCUGUCAUCUCCGUAAUCACAGGCAAUGCAGGAAAGUAGUUCUAUUGACUGACAAGGUAAAAUCUACCACCAAACCAUUGGAUGUAGGACAAAUGAAGAUUAGAAUUGAAUCAUUAAUGGAACGCCUACAUGAAAUGUUGCAAAUGGGAGAACAAAAUAGUUUGUCUCUCCAAACGUCAUACGAAACAGUUUUGAAAGAUAUUGUUGAUGUACGACGAUUGAUCAACGACAAUUUGGACCGACUGCAACAAAAUACAGAACGAAAAUUGGAAGAAUUGCAUUCUUCAUUACAGAAUUCUAUGGAAAAUAUAAGAAAAGACUGCGUUGAGUUUAUUUCAAAGAUAAAUGGGUUUAACAUUAAAGCCUUUCAAAAAGAGUCGCCUGAGCGAUCGUUUAUUAUGUACAGAAAAUGUUUGGACCAAGCCGCUUCAGCAGAUUUAUUUCUUCGAAAAGGAACUUCAAAUGUAGCCAUUGAAUUUCACCACAAUAAGGACUUGAAGCAGUGUCUCGCUUCUUGUACAGAGCUCGGAAGCAUCACAAGUUGCAAAGCUGUGCCGGAACACGUCGUUGACCCGAACAAGAUAGUAAUCAUUAAUGACAAGACGCAAUACAAGGUGCAGACAGCGAAUGAUAAACGCAUGUGCACCAUUGCGGGUAUAUGUGAGUCUACGAAUGGAGAAUUCAUCAUUGCUGACUACGGUAAUAAUUGCGUGAAACUCCUAGAUCAGGCAUACACAUUGAUAGACCAAAUACAACUACCAGCGAUGCCGUGUUCCAUGUGUAAAACAUCUUCCAACGAGAUGGCGGUCAUUGUAAGCAACGGUGGUUCUGUGAAUGAGAUCCAUUUCCUAAGAGUCAACAAAGGUAGGAUUGUAAAGUAUAAUACCCUAAAACUAAACCACAUGUGUUACGGUAUUGCGAUUCACCAGGGCUACCUGUUUGUAACGUCCGGUACUGCACUGUGUCAAUACACCAUGGAUGGGCGGCUAGUGAAGAAGUUAUAUGAGGAUAAAUCAGAAGGAUGCACUGGUGUUGGGUUAAGUCCUGAUGGGAAGAGGAUCUACGUGACGCACAAUAACAAGCUUCUCACACUGACCAGGGAUGGAGCAGUCACAGCCACGCUACAGGAUACUGCAUCUAGAACUUAUUAUAUAAUACCUAACUUACACGUGGCUGCCACUGGACAGGUGUUUGUCUUAGGUGAGAAAUCUGUACGCCAAGUUAACACCAACGGAACGAAAGUUCUCAGUACCAAAGAACUUGAUAUGCCCCACCCUAGCUCGGUCUACUUCAAUGAAAACACAAGCAAGAUGAUUGUUGGUUUUCAUAGAAAAGCCAACAUCAAUGAGUUUAAAAUAGAGGUUUGCUGACUUUUAAACUGUUACGUUUUAAGGCGUACAAACUUGUUUCACAGCAUUACAGUGUAUAAUUAGUACCUAUAUAAUGUUUUCGUCAUUAUCACAUGAAGUCACCAUUCAAACUAAAGAUCUUGUUUUCAGUUUGACUGACUUACACUAUAUAAGAAAUAAAACAUGUCCUAAGCAUAGAACCAUGUAUGGUAUUACUAUUUUUUACUGCUCUCCGCUGUUCAAUUUUUCUGCCCAAAUUGUACGAACUCUUUCUUGCUUACCAUUUCAUCCAACAUUAAGUCUUUCCUACAUCGCUUCCUUUCCACAUUGUUUUUUUCUGUGCUCAUGACCACUAUUAUGUUUGAGCCUAUCUUCACAACCUGCCAUCCCAUUCCUCUCUGCUAAUUGUGAGUAUAACCCCAAAUUUCGUUAUCUUUAUAUAAAUUCAUUGUAUGUGAUUUAUAAUAAGACGUCAUGUUUUGUAAUGCUUUAUU